GUCACGGCAUAAAGACUAAACUUGAGAAGAAAAUGAAACUUUUACAUACUGUUUUAAUCUUGGGACUAAUACAACUGCUUUCAGUGAAACCUUUGCUAGCUUCAUCUUCAUUUAGGAAUAAACUUGUGCAAUUCUAUGAUCAAGAAUUACUAUUAUUGUCCAAUGAAUUCUGUGAAAAGGCCAAAAGUUUCUGUGAAAAAAUACUUCAAGAUGAAAUGGUGCAACAGCCUAAAACCCCUAAAAUGCGAGAGUUUAAACAAAAUAUAACAGAUUUUUUACAGGAGUAUACGGCUUACAAACAUUAUGGCUUAAUUAAUGAAUUAGUUUUGCUAUUUGAGGAUAAAAUACCGGAACCCAGCAACGACCAGGAUUCCCAGUAUAUCUGGCAGUUAUUGAGAAAACUAGGUUAUCAUGAGUUAAGUGAUGAAUAUGAAAAUAAUUUUCAAAAAUUUGCCAAACAAAAGUUUCUACCCAAAUUCGAGGAGUUAAAGCUACAACUUUCAACAGAAGAACUAAAACAACAUGAGAACUUAUUAAAGUGGUUCAAGGGCUUAAAACAGUGUCAGGAUUACAAGUGCGAUCACAAAUAUUUCAGUAGAUUACUACGAACUCCCAAAGAACAGCUAUUUGGUUAUGUUCAUGAACAACUGGAAAACAUUAAUAUCUAUUAUGGCAACAAUGCUUACAAUAUUGCCAAGGCAGUUUUAAAAGACCAAAGGCUAAAACAACUUAAUCCAGCUGUACAGCAAAACUUAACAAAUAUUCUUAGAGAAUUCAUUGGAAAAUACGAAAGUAAUCAUGAUGUUAAUAAGUUAUUUAAUAUAGCGCAGAUUUUCUACAAUCAAAUAAUAUUGAAAUUUUACUAUAAUCCCUUGGAUGACCAACAAUUGCUGGUGACAAUCUUUGAUGACAAAGGCUAUGUUAAAUUUGAGUCCAAUUAUCUACAGAAAUUCAAUGACUUUGUACAGCGUGGUUUUUAUAAAAAAUUUGAGGAAUUUAAAAACUCUUUAGGUUCCAAGGAAUUGGCCAAUGAGAAGCCCAUAUUAGAAUGGUUUCAGCAUUUCAAAGGUUUAACUGAAUAUUCAGAUAGAGUUGCAGCAUUUGAGAAAUUAAGUGCAAUUGAGUAAAUUUAAUAUUUUCAUAUGUAAUCAGUGGUAUUCAAAAAACGAGAGAGACUACAAGUUCUCUUGUUGUGCCUUCGUCAUCGACACAACAGAGAGUCUGUUGUUUUCAACUUUUUUUAAUAAUUAUUUAACAAAAUGACCGAUACCCUACAAUAAAACCAUUAAAAUAUUAAUAAAUUUAGUGACAAAUAUCCAGCAAUUAUCCAGUUCUCUCAAUACUAAGUAUUUGUUUCGAAGAAAUUUAUGCAUUAUUAAAUAAUUUUCGAAAGUUACAUUAAAUGGGUGCUGCAUUUAACCUGAAAUUUAGUACCUUGAUGUAUUUAUAUAAGAAACUUGUUUCAUUUUCCUACAAAUAUGGAAGCUAUUACCAAUUAAUGAUUUUUUGGUAAAAAUUUAACUUUGAUAAAAAUAAAUUUAUUUCUUAAAAUAUUUUAUCCCUAAUCAAUUGGAAAUUUUUGAACAUUUUCAAGAGAAUACAAUACAAAUUAUAAUUAAUAAAUAUUCCUUACCUUUUAUACUAUAAAACGCAUAAACAAA
Molecule: messenger RNA, 1661 nt
Organism: Calliphora vicina (urban bluebottle blowfly)
Lineage: Eukaryota; Metazoa; Arthropoda; Insecta; Diptera; Calliphoridae
Exons: 2
Coding region: 33-1127 (364 amino acids)
Source: RefSeq, a predicted model, not a curated record